Eutrema salsugineum is the source of this 1254-nucleotide messenger RNA. Its product is annotated as F-box/LRR-repeat protein At3g62440. The transcript is spliced from 3 exons. Lineage: Eukaryota; Viridiplantae; Streptophyta; Magnoliopsida; Brassicales; Brassicaceae. The record is from RefSeq and is a predicted model, not a curated record. Gene Ontology annotation, molecular function: protein binding. The coding region runs from base 1 to 1254 and encodes 417 amino acids.
AUGGAUAGAAUCAGCAAUCUACCAGACGAGAUUAUUUGUCACAUCGGUUCCUUCCUUUCGGCGAAGGAGGCUGCGUUCACGACGGUUCUCGCAAAAAAGUGGCGGAAUCUGUUCACCAUCAUACAUAAACUUCACUUUGAUGGCUCGCUUAAAAACGGAGAGAGUUUCACUGAUUUUGUCGAUGGAGUAUUGGCUCUACCAGCCACUUCUCGUGUAAGGAAUUUCUCUCUAAAAUGGUUUGCGCAUGUUAAGAAUGAUGAGCUCAUCAACCGGUGUCUAUGUCAUGUACUCAAGCUUGGUGUCAUGGCUCUUGAACUGCAAAUCAACGACAAAGAAGGCUAUUCACUGCCUUUUGAGAUUUUCACUUGCGAGACAGUUUCUGAACUCACACUAGGGUAUGGUUUUGCUAUUGACAUUCUCCCUGCCAAUGUUUUCCUUCCAUCGCUCAAGACUCUCUCUCUUUAUAAAGUUGGGUUCUUUGAGUUUGGUCGUUGCGCGUUCAAAACGCUUCUUGGUGCUUGCCCCUUGCUUGAGGAACUAACCAUCCGUUGUCUCAACUGGGAACAUUGGAGAUGGUCUCGCGUUGUGUCAAGUCCGACCCUUAAAAGACUUACUAUUACACGUGGAGGGUGGAGUUCGUUUGAUGCCUCCGAUUUUAAGAGCGUUAGCUUUGAAACUCCAAGUCUUGCCUACUUAUUUUACUCUGAUUACGUUCCAAAAAGGUAUCUAAAUGUUGAUUUCAGCUCCCUUGUCGAGGCUAAGCUCCAUCUUUGUCCGGAAGAACAUUACAACUGGGACAGAACAGAUACGGCUCGUUUUCAUCCAAUAAAUCUGCUUAAUGGGUUAAAAGACGUUGAGAGUCUCAACUUGUGUUCUAUUAUGUCAUUGGACAUGUUUUAUGUCUUCCGUGAAGCACUACCAGUGUUCGAAAAGCUGCUUCAUAUAUCUGUUGCCCUUUCUAACUUCUGUUGGUAUCCUCUGCCAUUGCUGAUAAAGAAAUCUCCAAAUCUAAAGACUCUUACCAUCGACGGUCGCUUGCACUAUAGGAGUUUUUAUUAUUGUCCGGAAAGCACAGUUUGUCUUUGCGUGUCAGAAUAUGCUUUCCUAUUGAAGUGUCCCUUGGAGAUCCUAAAGAUAACUGAGUACUAUGGUUCUCUGGAAGAGUUGAUUCAAAUGAAGUAUAUCUUGGGAAAAUUGUCAUGUCUUGAGCUCUGGUGGAAGUUCAUUCUCAGGCAUCUCAUGAAGGAAAGCUGA